This is a messenger RNA of Tupaia belangeri chinensis (Chinese tree shrew), 789 nucleotides long. RefSeq names its product sodium/potassium transporting ATPase interacting 1 (gene NKAIN1). Gene Ontology annotation, biological process: regulation of sodium ion transport. The transcript is spliced from 7 exons. The coding region runs from base 1 to 789 and encodes 262 amino acids. Lineage: Eukaryota; Metazoa; Chordata; Mammalia; Scandentia; Tupaiidae. The record is from RefSeq and is a predicted model, not a curated record.
AUGCCGUCUGGUGGGGGCAGGAACACCAGCAUCCUGAACAUCCGGACUCUUCCCCAGGACUGGGAGCUCAUCGGGGAGCCCUGCGGACAGGGUGGUUCAGAGACGGGGCCUCAUUGCCAUGGUAACUGGUGUGGCCCCUGCCAAAGUGGAGAAAGAUCCCAUCCUUACCUGGGGGGCGCCCUGGCCUCAGCCUGUCCUCUUCCACAGGUGGCUGCACUGGAGCGGCAGAUCUUCGACUUCCUGGGCUACCAGUGGGCGCCCAUCCUGGCCAACUUCCUGCACAUCAUGGCCGUCAUCCUGGGCAUCUUCGGCACCGUGCAGUACCGCCCCCGGUACCUCGUCCUGUACGCAGCCUGGCUGGUGCUCUGGGUUGGCUGGAAUGCCUUUAUCAUCUGCUUCUACCUGGAGGUUGGGCAGCUGUCCCAGGACCGGGACUUCAUUAUGACCUUCAACACGUCUCUGCACCGCUCCUGGUGGAUGGAGAACGGGCCGGGCUGCCUGGUGACACCCGUCCUCAGCUCCCGCCUGGCUUUGGAGGACCACCAUGUCAUCUCUGUCUCCGGCUGCCUGCUCGACUACCCCUACAUCGAGGCCCUCAGCAGUGCCCUGCAGAUCUUCCUGGCGCUGUUUGGCUUCGUGUUCGCCUGCUACGUGAGCAAAGUGUUCCUGGAAGAGGAAGACAGCUUUGACUUCAUCGGUGGCUUUGACUCCUACGGGUACCAGGCGCCCCAGAAGACGUCGCAUUUACAACUGCAGCCUCUGUACACACCCCUCACCAUCACUCAGUAG